Messenger RNA from Cercospora beticola, 1199 nucleotides. RefSeq names its product 60S ribosomal protein eL13. Gene Ontology annotation, cellular component: ribosome; cytosolic large ribosomal subunit. Gene Ontology annotation, biological process: translation. The record is from RefSeq and is a predicted model, not a curated record. NCBI's taxonomy places the organism in Eukaryota, Fungi, Ascomycota, Dothideomycetes, Mycosphaerellales, Mycosphaerellaceae. Gene Ontology annotation, molecular function: RNA binding; structural constituent of ribosome.
GAACUUCUUCUUGACGAGAGACAGGUCACGUCGACUGCACAUACUGGACUUCGCCCAACACCGACAAAAUGGCGAUCAAGCACAACCAGCAGAUCCAGUACAACCACUUCCGCAAGGACUGGCAACGCCGUGUCCGCGUGCACUUCGACCAGCCCGGCCGCAAGCAGCGCAGACGCAAUGCUCGCCAGGAGAAGGCCGCUAAGGUCGCUCCACGCCCAGUGGACCGCCUGAGGCCUGUCGUCCGCUGCCCAACCAUCAAGUACAACCGCCGCGUUCGUGCUGGUCGUGGUUUCUCGCUCGCUGAGCUGAAGGAGGCUGGCAUUCCACGCAAGCUGGCGCCUACCAUCGGUAUCGCCGUCGACCCACGCCGUCAGAACCUUUCCGACGAGUCUCUGGCCGCCAACGUCGCUCGCCUGAAGGAGUACAAGCAGCGCCUUGUCCUCUUCCCACGCAAGCUCAAGGCACCAAAGAAGGGCGAUGCCGCCAAGGACGAGGUCGAUGCUGCCAAGCAGAUCGGCGAGACCGCCCACGACGGCAAGGUCAAGCACACCAAGCAGGCCUUCCCAAUCGACAACAAAGUUGUCAUCAAGGAGGGCAAGAUCUCCGACUACCCACAGACCGAGAACGCCUACCGUGUGCUUCGUACUGCUCGCUCCGACGCCCGUCUCCAGGGCAAGCGCGAGAAGCGUGCGAAGGCCAAGGCCGACGAGGAGGAGGCAAAGAAGAAAUAGAUGUCGCCUGCACUCGAAAAAUGGAAGUGAUGCGAUUCAAGUUUGGCGUUGGGAGGGAUGAUGACAAGUACGAUAUCACGGAACGUCUGGCGCAGGCAAAAGUGUCAUGGCAUGAUACCAGCAUAGCACAGUCGCAUGCAAACCACGUCUUCAAUCGCUUCCACGAUCAAUCUCCUCCUUCCGCGCUCCGCAGUUCUCGCCCUUCCUCAGCAUGCGUGCUACGGGUCCAGUGAUUGACGUUCUGUUCCCUUUUCAUACAGAUGGUCCAGACCUCAACUUCUAACGAUAUUUUGUAGAUAGCCCGAGGAGACCGGCUCCAAAAUGGAUAACGACCUACGACCAAUGCAUGUUGAUGCUUUGUCGGACUGUCUUGGUCGCCAAGCCAACUCAAUGGCUAAAUAGUAAACCGCAAGCAACACGCACCUCCAAGGCCAGCCGUUAGUGUCCGCAACGGGCCGCUUAAAUCUU